This is a messenger RNA of Artibeus jamaicensis (Jamaican fruit-eating bat), 4227 nucleotides long. RefSeq names its product ER membrane protein complex subunit 1 (gene EMC1). Gene Ontology annotation, cellular component: EMC complex. The transcript is spliced from 23 exons. Gene Ontology annotation, molecular function: protein binding. The record is from RefSeq and is a predicted model, not a curated record. Gene Ontology annotation, biological process: protein folding in endoplasmic reticulum. Lineage: Eukaryota; Metazoa; Chordata; Mammalia; Chiroptera; Phyllostomidae. Bases 33 to 3011 code for a protein of 992 amino acids.
GGUCGGCGGUGGGCGGGGCCCGGGCUCCCAUCAUGGCGGCUGCGGUAGCUUUCCGAUUCUGUCUCUUGGCUGCCUUGCUUAUCCCUGCGGGUGCGGUUUAUGAAGACCAAGUGGGCAAGUUUGAUUGGAGGCAGCAAUAUGUUGGGAAGCUCAAAUUUGCCUCCUUGGAAUUUUCCUCUGGAUCCAAGAAGUUGGUCGUGGCCACGGAGAAGAAUGUGAUCGCAGCAUUAAAUUCUCGGACCGGGGAUAUCCUGUGGCGCCAUGUUGACAAGGGUACGGCGGAGGGGACAGUGGACGCCAUGCUACUAUAUGGACAGGAUGCAAUCACUGUGUCCAACGGAGGCCGGAUCAUGCGUUCCUGGGAGACUAACAUCGGGGGCCUGAACUGGGAGAUUACCUUGGACAGUGGCAGUUUCCAGGCGCUGGGGCUGGCGGGCCUGCAGGAGUCCACGAGGUUCGUUGCGGUGCUGAAGAGGACGACGCUCGCCUUGCAUCACCUCUCCAGCGGGCAUCUGAAGUGGGUGGAACAUCUUCCCGAAAGUGACAGCAUCCACUACCAGAUGGUGUAUUCCUACGGCUCCGGGGCGGUGUGGGCCCUCGGCAUCCUUCCCUUCAGCCACGUGAACGUCGUUAAGUUCAACGUGGAAGAUGGAGAGAUUGUGCAGCAGGUCAGGGUUUCAACUCCCUGGCUACAGAGUCUCACCGGAGCCUGUGGUGUGGUGGAUGAGGCUGUCCUGGUGUGCCCUGACCCAAGCUCACGCUCCCUCCAAACCUUGGCUCUGGAGACAGAGUGGGAGUUGAGGCAGGUCCCACUGCAGUCUCUCGACUUAGAAUUUGCAAGUGGCUUUCAACCCCGGGUCCUGCCCACGCAGCCCAACCCAGUGGAUCCUUCUCGGGCCCAGUUCUUCCUGCAGUUGUCCCCAAGCCACUAUGCCCUGCUGCACUACCACCACGGGGUCCUGAGCCUCCUCAAGAACUUCCCACAGACUGCCCUUGUGAGCUUCGCCACCACGGGGGAGAAGACCGUGGCUGCAGUCAUGACCUGUCGCAACGACGUGAAACCUGGCACUUCUGACGACGGGCCUGCGCGGAGCUUUUCGGAGAGGUCUAGUGCACAGGACUCGCUGGCUUGCUUCAACCAGACCUACACCAUCAACCUCUACUUGGUGGAGACAGGUCGGCGGCUGCUUGACACCACCAUCACCUUCAGCCUGGAGCAGAACGGCACUCGGCCCGAGCGGCUGUACAUCCAGGUGUUCUUGAAGAAGGAUGACUCCGUGGGCUACCGGGCCUUGGUGCAGACAGAGGACCACCUGCUCCUCUUCCUGCAGCAGCUGGCAGGGAAGGUGGUAUUGUGGACCCGGGAGGAGUCUCUAGCAGAGGUGGUGUGCCUGGAGAUGGUGGACCUCCCCCUGACGGGGGCGCAGGCUGAGCUGGAAGGAGAAUUUGGCAAGAAGGCAGAUGGCUUACUGGGGAUGUUCCUGAAGCGACUCUCGUCCCAGCUUAUCCUGCUGCAGGCAUGGACUUCCCACCUCUGGAAAAUGUUUUACGAUGCUCGGAAGCCCCGGAGUCAGAUAAAGAAUGAGAUCAACAUUGACACCCUGGCCAGAGAUGAGUUCAACCUCCAGAAGAUGAUGGUGAUGGUGACGGCCUCGGGCAAGCUUUUUGGCAUUGAAAGCAGCUCCGGCACCAUACUGUGGAAACAGUACCUCCCCAGUGUCAAGCCAGACUCCUCCUUUAAACUGAUGGUGCAGAGAACCACUGCCCACUUCCCCCACCCCCCGCAGUGCACCCUCCUGGUAAAGGAUAAGGAGACAGGAAUGAGUUCCCUCUACGUUUUCAAUCCCAUUUUUGGGAAGUGGAGUCAGGUGGCCCCCCCAGUGCUGAAGCGCCCCGUCCUGCAGUCGCUGCUUCUCCCCAUCAUGGAUCAAGACUACGCCAAGGUGCUGCUGUUGAUAGAUGACGAGUACAAGGUCACAGCUUUCCCAGCCACUCGGAACGUCUUGCGACAGCUCCACGAGCUGGCCCCUUCCAUCUUCUUUUACUUGGUGGACGCAGAGCAGGGACGGCUGUGCGGAUACCGACUUCGGAAGGAUCUCACCACUGAACUGAGCUGGGAGCUGACCAUUCCCCCAGAAGUGCAGCGUAUUGUCAAGGUGAAGGGGAAGCGCAGCAGCGAGCAUGUUCAUUCCCAGGGCCGUGUGAUGGGGGACCGCAGCGUGCUCUACAAGAGCCUGAACCCCAACCUGCUGGCCGUGGUGACCGAGAGCACAGAUGGACACCACGAGCGCACCUUCAUCGGCAUCUUCCUGGUGGACGGAGUCACUGGGCGCAUCACCCACUCCUCCGUGCAGAGGAAGGCCAAGGGCCCCGUGCACACGGUGCACUCCGAGAACUGGGUGGUGUACCAGUACUGGAACACCAAGGCCCGGCGCAACGAGUUCACCGUGCUGGAGCUCUACGAGGGCACCGAGCAGUACAACGCCACGGCCUUCAGCUCCCUGGACCGGCCCCAGCUGCCCCAGGUCCUGCAGCAGUCCUACAUCUUCCCCUCCGCCAUCAGCGCCAUGGAGGCCACCAUCACCGAGCGGGGCAUCACCAGCCGACACCUGCUCAUUGGACUGCCUUCUGGAGCGAUCCUUUCCCUGCCUAAGGCCUUGCUGGACCCCCGCCGUCCUGAGAUCCCCACGGAACAGAGCAGGGAGGAGAACCUAAUCCCGUAUUCUCCAGAUGUACAGAUACACGCAGAGCGGUUCAUCAACUACAACCAGACCGUUUCUCGAAUGCGAGGCAUCUACACUGCUCCCUCAGGCCUGGAGUCCACUUGUUUGGUUGUGGCCUACGGCCUGGACAUAUACCAAACUCGAGUCUACCCGUCCAAACAGUUCGAUGUCCUGAAGGAUGACUAUGACUACGUGUUAAUCAGCAGUGUCCUCUUUGGCCUGGUCUUUGCCACCAUGAUCACUAAGAGGCUGGCACAGGUGAAACUCCUGAAUCGUGCCUGGCGGUAAAGACCCAGGCCCCGCCGCCAGAGACCUGAGAGCCGAGAGCGGAUGGGGCGGGCGUCAGUGAAGCUCCCACUCAGCUCGACAGGGUGGUAGAGGGUGUGUGUCGGGUGCUCACCUUAGUUAAGAGUUGUAAGGAGGAAAGUGGGCUUGUGGACACUGCUGUGGGGCGUGCCUGGCGCAGCUGGUGGUGGGUGGAGGCCGGACUCACUCAGCCGAGAGUCUCAGAGCAUCUCGAUGGACCUCCUGAAUCCAAAGACCACUGCCCUGUUCCUCUCUUGCCCGUCUUGUCCUUUUUCGGACGAGACCUCCCAACAGAGUUUUCUCUUUCGUGAGGCCUGUUUAAAUUGACUUUGGGUUGUCUUCUGUUCCCCACGUUAACCUAGAAAUCUUUCUGUUUCCCUGCUUCUUGCUUGAGUUGGAAGGGAGCUGUGACCGACAACUCCGCCUUGUAGGCGCGUCUGCACUUUUACAUUCAGGAGGGCAAAGACCCCGCCUUAGCCGCAGUUUCAGGGCCGGUCCAGCCUCUCACAGCUUCUCUCCAAAGUAGCUCCUGGUGAGGAGUCCACAUGUGGUGUCCGAGUUAUUUUAAUUAAGCCUCCAGGUGCGUGCUCCCAUUCCGGUUGAGCCACCCAGGCUCUGUCUCCGUUUUCCGAAAGCCGAGUAGUAACCAGCAUCUUGGAUUGUUGAUCACUGCCUAUGCUCUUCGCCUAAGGCGUGUCCAAGCUGAGGCCUUUCUGUACUACUGAAUUGUCUGAGCCUUGAAGAGAUUCUGGGGAGGGGGAGGGAGGACCUGGCUGUUCCACAGCACCUCAUAAUCUUCACCACACCCACGGCCUGGGCCGGCCAUCGGACAGCCGAGUUAAGUGGCAAGAGUCAUCCUCGUGUAAGAGCCUCACUAUUUAUUUCUAGUUUUAGAUAUGAAUUAAUGUGUGGGUCACUAGAUUGCUCUUAAAAUGAGCUGACUUUAAGUCUUGUGGAUCCUUAAGAAAUGGAGAAAAAGGGUAGAGGUAGGAAAUUGGCAUUUUGUGGAUGAGGCAUUGCCGAUUGGCCGAGCAGCCGUGUCUGCUGCAAAUGAAAGACGUCCUGAGGGUUCUUCCUUGGUGGACGUGGGGCACGAUGGGGUUUUCCUUUACUGUGAAGAGUGAAAGGUGCGGAGCAGGCCUCUGGCCUUGUGGGGGGGAGGCACACUCAAUGUCUGAAUAAAGCAAGUGACCAGCGA